Molecule: messenger RNA, 2578 nt
Organism: Helianthus annuus (common sunflower)
Lineage: Eukaryota; Viridiplantae; Streptophyta; Magnoliopsida; Asterales; Asteraceae
Product: acetyl-coenzyme A synthetase, chloroplastic/glyoxysomal
Exons: 20
Coding region: 63-2303 (746 amino acids)
Molecular function (GO): acetyl-CoA synthetase activity; AMP binding
Source: RefSeq, a predicted model, not a curated record
ACCCAUUCUCCAUAUAACAGUCUCGAAAUAAGUUUUCAGAUAUAGAAACGAGGGUGUGAGAAAUGGCAGUUGACAUUUAUUGCAAUCUUGUUGAUAGGAGGAUGGGUUACUGCUGGAGUCAUAAAACCGACCCGUUUCUGGUUGUGGCUAGAGGUUCAGGUUUCUUUAAAGCAAUCAGAGCGAGUGUUGACGCCGGAAACCGGUUCCGAUUACGGCUACCGGCGAUGACGAACAACCUCACCACCACCAACCGGCACAGUCAUCUACCCGCUCGUAAUUCAGCGGUAUUAAAGCGUAAAGCGGUUGUUAUCGGUGAGGCUGUUGCUUCCGAUGAUGCUGAUCGGAUCUUCCCUGAUCAAGAUUUUGCCCAACAGGCUCAUGUUCCCGAUUUUGGAAAGUAUCUGGAGAUGUAUACGUGGUCGAUUGAAGACCCGGCCGGAUUUUGGUCGGAAAUGGCUGAUGGUUUCUACUGGAAGAAGAAAUGGGGUCAACAGGUCAACUCUGAGAAUCUUGAUAUCACUAAAGGGAAUAUCAAGAUAGAGUGGUUCAAGGGUGGAAUCACCAACAUAUGCUAUAACUGUUUGGAUAGAAAUAUAGAAUCCGGAAAUGGUGAGAAGAUCGCGAUUCAUUGGGAAGGAAAUGACCGCGGUGUUGAUGACUCGUUGACUUACAAUCAGCUUCUAGAUAGAGUUUGCCAGCUUGCGAAUUACUUGAAAGAAAAUGGAGUUAAAAAGGGCGAUUCCGUGAUUAUUUACUUACCUAUGCUCAUGGAACUGCCAAUCUCCAUGCUCGCAUGUGCUCGUAUUGGAGCUGUUCAUUCGGUUGUUUUUGCUGGAUUCUCUGCAGAAUCUCUUGAACAAAGAAUUAUCGACUGCAAGCCGAAGAUUGUGAUAACUUGUAACGCGGUUAAACGAGGCACAAAAGUCAUCAAUCUUAAGGAUAUUGUUGAUUCUGCACUCUCGGAAUCAUCUCAAAACGGAGUCCAUGUUGGUUUAUGUUUGACUUAUGCAAAUGAACCAGCAAUGAAAAGGGAAGAUACUAAAUGGCAAAAACAAAGAGAUGUUUGGUGGCAGGAUGUUGUUCCAAAAUGUUCUACUAAAUGCGAUGUAGAGUGGGUUGAUGCAGAGGAUCCGCUUUUUCUUCUCUAUACGAGUGGAAGCACAGGAAAGCCUAAGGGCGUUCUGCAUACUACAGGAGGAUACAUGGUAUACACUGCAGCAACAUUCAAAUAUGCAUUCGACUACAAACCAUCGGAUAUAUACUGGUGUACAGCUGACUGUGGUUGGAUUACCGGACACAGCUACGUUGCUUAUGGACCUCUGCUUAACGGAGCAACAGUUCUUGUUUACGAAGGGGUUCCUAAUUAUCCAGAUCCUGGAAGAUGUUGGGAUAUCGUUGACAAGUACAAGGUGACGAUAUUCUACACUGCUCCUACAUUGGUGCGGUCUCUUAUGCGUGACGGUAACGAGUAUGUGACUCGGUAUUCUCGUAAAUCUUUACGAGUCCUUGGUAGUGUAGGCGAGCCAAUCAAUCCAAGUGCAUGGAGGUGGUUUUACAAUGUAGUUGGAGAUUCAAGGUGUCCGAUAUCCGACACUUGGUGGCAAACAGAGACCGGUGGUUUCAUGAUCACUCCUUUGCCCGGUGCAUGGCCUCAAAAACCAGGUUCUGCCACAUUUCCGUUUUUCGGGGUUCAGCCAGCCAUAGUGGACGAAAAGGGAAAGGAAAUGGAAGGUGAGUGCAGCGGCUAUUUAUGCGUUAAAACCUCAUGGCCCGGAGCAUUCCGAACUCUUUUCGGAGAUCAUGAAAGAUACGAAACAACUUAUUUCAGCGCGUUCCCUGGUUAUUAUUUCAGCGGUGAUGGCUGCAGUAGAGACAAGGACGGAUAUUAUUGGCUCACUGGAAGAGUAGAUGACGUUAUUAACGUCAGUGGACACCGAAUCGGCACAGCAGAAGUCGAAUCGGCUCUAGUUUCACAUCCUAAAUGUGCCGAAGCUGCCGUUGUUGGUGUUGAACAUGAGGUCAAAGGCCAGUGUAUAUAUGCGUUUGUGACUCCGGUUGAGGGUGUCGAGUAUAGUGAAGAUCUUAAAAAGAGUCUUGUGCUUUCAGUCCGAACCAAUAUUGGAGCGUUUGCAGCGCCCGACAAAAUUCAUUGGGCGCCGGGUCUUCCGAAGACAAGAAGUGGGAAAAUAAUGAGAAGAAUUUUGAGGAAAAUUGCUUCUCGGCAGCUAGAUGAGCUUGGGGAUACAAGCACGUUAGCAGAUCCAAAUGUUGUUGACCAACUUAUCGCGCUUGCUGAUUCAUAGAUAGCAAGUCAGGGGUUUCCCUUGAAGAAGCCUCGGCGAUAGGGAUUGAUUUCAGGUACUUGAUUGAGGAGUCUUGACCUUUUUGGCUGAAGACUAGCAUUCAUAUUCAAGACAUUUAUCUUGAUUUGAGGCCUAUUGAAAUUUAUAUUUGCUUAACUUUUGAAAUGGGCGACUUAUUCUUCCAUGAUGGUUUCAUGACAUUACAGCCCUAAACUAUCUUUUUUUUUUGAACGGCAACAAUGAUAUAUUAUAUCAAACAACCUUUCCACUCUGCA